This is a messenger RNA of Spinacia oleracea (spinach), 2033 nucleotides long. RefSeq names its product pentatricopeptide repeat-containing protein At5g66520. The transcript has a single exon. The record is from RefSeq and is a predicted model, not a curated record. Gene Ontology annotation, biological process: RNA modification. Lineage: Eukaryota; Viridiplantae; Streptophyta; Magnoliopsida; Caryophyllales; Amaranthaceae. The coding region runs from base 473 to 1915 and encodes 480 amino acids. Gene Ontology annotation, molecular function: RNA binding; protein binding.
ACAAAAACAAAAACUAACGGAAAGAACACAAGAAAACAAAGCAAUCGCGGCUUUCCACCGGUAAAAACCGAUAGAAGCCCCUCAAAAAUUACCAAUGGAAACUUAUUCGAACUUAACAAAACUUAUCUUAAUUUAUUUUAUCUGAAAUAAAUUUAUUUGUGUGUGAAAAUGUCUUAAAAAAAACUUAUUUUUUCAAACUUAUAUUAUCUGAAACUUGAGUAAACUUAUUUUAACUCAUUUUGUUUGAAAUAAGUAAAAAUAAGUCGAAUAAAAAAACCUUAAGCGAUACAGUUACGAUUCACGUAAAUGUCAAACCAAACUUCAAUUACCUCACCGAAACGAGUUACGUGAUCGUUAACCAUCCACGAACACCGUAGAUGAUGAACACAUCUCUACUCCGUAUUUCAACAAAGAAUACCAAUCCUUAACCACCACCACCACCACCACCACCACCACCCCUUAUCCCCAACAAAUGCCUAAACCAUCAUUCACGUUCCCGCCAAAACCAUCAACCGUCAAACAUCUCGCUCACUCGUCUUCAUCUUCUCUCUCCCCAUCAAACUCACCUCCUCUCUCUCUCCUCGCCGACAAAUGCUCGUCAAUGCAUCAACUCAAACAAGUCCACGCCCAGAUGAUCACUUCUGCUCGCAUUCACGAUACUUACGCCGCAAGCCGCUUGCUCUCCUUCUGCGCCGUCUCGAAUGCGGGUGAUAUAGAUUACGCUGUAAAGCUAUUUAAUUACACACUAGAACCCAAUAAUUUCAUGUACAAUACAUUGAUCAGAGCCCAAGCCAGUACUGCAAAACCCUCAAAUGCUCUGUUAUUGUAUGUGAAAAUGAGAAGGAUGGGUGUUUUGCCGGGAAAGCAUACUUUUCCUUUUCUUUUGAAGGCGUGUUCGAAUAUGCAAUCACUAAAUGGGUGUAAACAGGUUCAUAUACAUGUGAUUAAAACUGGGUUGGAUUUGGAUUUACAUGCUGUUAAUGGGUUAGUUAGGGGGUAUAGUGUUUCCGGGAGUUUAGCCGAUGCACGCCAAGUGUUUGACGAAAUUCCUGAGAGAAAUUUGAGCAUUUGGACGAGUAUGAUUUGUGGGUAUGCACAGAACGAUAUUUCAGAUGAGGCUUUGUUUCUGUUUAAUGAGAUGGUUAAUCAGGGGCUCGAGCCGAAUGGAGCGACUUUGGCUUCUGUGUUAUCGGCUUGUGCUCAGGAAGGGUGUUUGGUGAUAGGGGAAAGGAUUGAAAAGUUUCUGAGAGAGAAGAAAGGUGCUGAAAUGGGGGUGAUUCUUGGGACUGCAUUAGUUCACAUGUAUGCAAAGAAUGGAGCUUUGAGUAAGGCCAGAGAAGUAUUUGACAGUAUGCAAGAAAAGAAUGUUGCAACUUGGAAUUCAAUGAUUCAUGGAUUGGCUGUUCAUGGGUAUUCAGAAGAAGCACUUGUGCUUUUCCGAAAGCUUGAAAUCGAAGGAAUCGUGCCUAAUGGGAUUACAUUCGUGGCAGUGUUAUCUGCAUGCUGCCAUGGGGGCUUCCUUGAAGAAGGUCGCAAGUUUUUCCGUUCAAUGAAACAAGAUUACAACAUUGAGCCUAAACUAGAGCACUUUGGAUGCAUGGUUGAUCUUCUAGGUCGAGGGGGGAAAUUAUUGGAGGCAGAGAAAUUGAUACGAGAUAUGAAAUGGAAAGCGGAUGUGAUGAUUUGGGGAGCUUUGUUGAGCGCUUGUAGGAAAUGUGCCAACAUCGAGGUUGCUGAAAGAAUAGUGGAUGAGAUAUUAGCUUUGGAACCUUAUAAUCAUGGAGUUCGUGUUGGUUUGUCGAAUAUGUAUGCAGAGGCUGAGCGGUGGGAAGAUGCCUCGAGUCUAAGAAAGGUUAUGAAAGAAGGAAACUUGAAGAAAGUACCUGGUUGGAGUUCAGUGGAUGCUGAAGGUUAAGGUACCUGGGAGUUUUAUUAUACACAAAUUUUGAAUCAUCAGUGAAUCAUUGUCGAUUACUCACUUCACUUGUGAGUUCUGACAAUUUCAAAAGUCUAACAAAAGGAUGGCAAAUUUC